Messenger RNA from Aphanomyces astaci, 392 nucleotides. RefSeq names its product histone H4. Gene Ontology annotation, cellular component: nucleosome. Gene Ontology annotation, biological process: nucleosome assembly. The record is from RefSeq and is a predicted model, not a curated record. Gene Ontology annotation, molecular function: structural constituent of chromatin; DNA binding; protein heterodimerization activity. Bases 6 to 317 code for a protein of 103 amino acids. The transcript has a single exon. NCBI's taxonomy places the organism in Eukaryota, Oomycota, Saprolegniomycetes, Saprolegniales, Verrucalvaceae.
CAAGCAUGUCUGGUCGUGGCAAAGGAGGCAAAGGUUUGGGCAAGGGCGGCGCCAAGCGCCAUCGCAAGGUUCUUCGCGACAACAUCCAAGGGAUCACCAAGCCCGCCAUCCGCCGUCUAGCUCGUCGUGGCGGUGUCAAGCGUAUCUCUGGCUUGAUCUAUGAAGAAACCCGCGGCGUGCUCAAGGUGUUCUUGGAAAACGUCAUCCGCGAUUCCGUCACGUACACUGAACAUGCUCGCCGAAAGACCGUGACAGCCAUGGACGUUGUGUAUGCGUUGAAGCGUCAAGGCCGUACUUUGUACGGGUUUGGGGGUUAAGCCCAUGCUUCUUGCACGGCUGUUUUGUAUCAUAUAUAAUACUUCAACCAAUAUUACUAGUGUUUGGUUAAUCGA